UGCCUCUGGCAGCCUUUAACCUGGGUAAGGUCCGCCCUUACCAGAGGGGCUUUUUCUGUAGCGAUGACAGCAUCAAGUACCCUUUCCACCCCAGCACAGUCACGUCCACGGUGCUGUACACUGUGGGCUUCGCGCUGCCCAUUAGCUGCGUAAGUAGGACGUGCUCCCAUGACCUCGCUCAUGGAAAAUAUGUUGACGCGCCCACUGGGUCAUAUUGUUUCAGACUAGUCACGCACAUUUAGAUCUCUGCCACUGUCACAGGAGUUUGCUUUGAGAGAGAUCUGACAUUUGAAUAAUCAGGACCUUGUUUGGUAAGUGUGCUACUGUCACAUAGCCCAGUUCCACCCGGAGUGAUGAGAACUUUUAAUCCUAUUACUGAUCCUAAACCUUGGCUGUGUCAAUAAAUAAGCUUAUCACGUGUUUAUAAGUUGGUAUGAUGAUGCAAGGUCAGUCUUCCUCUGAACCAGGGCUGGGUAAUUACAUUUCCUAAGGGGCCAGGUUAUAUAUUGUGGCUGUUGAAAGGGGCCAUCAAACCCAAAGACAGGAGGGUAAGAGAAAAUUUUAAAUAAAAAUGUGAUCACAUGAAAUUGCACUUUAAAAAAAUGCACAUAAAAUGUGUUUUAUUUCAUUUCAACCACAUUCCAUUUAUAGAUUCUGGAUCUGUCUCAUAUGUUUCAAAAUCUACUUUCAAUUCUGAUGUAUUUUAAGGGACAAUAAAAUAGCCAACGGAAAAAACUUUUGUACUUAAGGAAUCAUUUUAGUCAGCGAGAAAUUCCUUACUGCAGGAGGAGCUAAGGGGUUUGUAAUAUACCAAUCCUGAUUCUGCUCAAAGUGUUUCUGCAAUUCUCACCAAAAUACUGAGUGAGAAAAUAAUGUGGAAUUUAAGUGUGAUCAUGUUCCAUUGGUGGUAACUGGGCUGUUGACAGUAGUUUUAUUUAUUUGGUUCAGUAGUGUAGAGCAAAGAAGGAGGAUGUCCACUGUUAAAUAGCAUUGAAAUGGGCUUCUGGAAGUAAACUAGGACCUAAAAUGUUCAUCCGUCAUCAGUCCGUUCAGUCAAUGAAGAAGGGAAGAACUGUGAAUCUGCAACUGUUAGGGUUGUUUGGUGCAUCUGCUUCCUUAAAUCGAGUUUGUCAAAGCACAGGUGGGAGGAAAAGUGAUGUGGUCUGUUGUGUGGUUGACGUAUGCGGCUCAGAUGAUCGUUUCCUUUGAAUGUGACCCCUAACAACUUCUGUUUGAAAACAGCGAAUGCUGAGAGCGACUCCGCGUUGGGCCCAGUAUCCGGAGGAAGCGGAGCUCUUCUGUUGCAUGUGGAGGAGAGGACUGUUGUUCUGUCUCUGACUUUAACUCAACUUUCAACCCAGACAGUCAACAACUAACCACUUCCAUUCAGGAAUGCGUCGCGUCAUGUGCCACUCAUUCCUGCACAGGCGGUGUUGCAUCAUGGCUGUCCUGAACACAGGCAGCCAGCCUUACAAGCCACUAACCUGUGUUUUGCUUCUCUGUGUUCUCCUUGCCUCUCUGCUAGCUGGACUGCCGUUCGCAAUACUCAAUGUGCGGCACAAACCUUUCCGCCGGGGCUUUUUCUGUAAUGACGAUACAAUCAAGUACCCGGUGAAGGAAGAGACCAUUUCCUAUCAGUUGUUAGGGGGCAUAAUGAUUCCUCUCACAAUUCUUGUUAUGGUCGUCGGCGAGUGCCUGUCCGUUUAUCUGAAGCGCCUCUCGUCCAAGUCGUCCUUCGGGAGCUACCUGGCCUGCGUCUACAAGGCGGUGGGCACCUUCCUCUUCGGCGCCGCCAUGAGCCAGUCGCUCACGGACAUCGCCAAGUACUCCAUCGGACGACUGCGGCCUCACUUCCUGGACAUCUGCAAACCCGACUGGAAGCUCAUCAACUGCACGGCCGGCGCUUACGUGGAAGAUUUCGUCUGCACCGGUGACCCCACCAAGGUCAACGAGGGCAGGCUCUCCUUCUACUCCGGACACUCGUCCUUCUCCAUGUACUGCAUGCUGUUCCUGGCGCUGUACCUGCAGGCUCGGCUGCAGGCCCAGUGGGCCCGGCUGCUGAGGCCCAUGCUGCAGUUCUUCCUCAUCGCUGCCUCCAUCUACACCGGACUGUCCCGGGUGUCUGACUACAAACACCAUUGGAGUGACGUGCUGACUGGGCUCCUGCAGGGCGCCGUCAUGGCCCUGCUUGUGGUCUUUUUCGUCUCCGAUUUCUUUGAGCGUCCGCAGGGAAGGAAAGAGGAAGACAUUCCGCACACAACGCUCCAGGAAACGCCGACAAACGGACACAACUUUGAGAGUCCCAACUAAGAACUCUUUCACCUCUUGCCUGCCCGUCCCGCAAUAUCUGCAUGCAUCUGCAGCGGUGUGGACUUUAGCUUUCUGAAGACGUAUUUAUGAUGUGAAGCUGCUCUCUAGCUCCCACCAGGUGGAUCUACAGGGUCUGGGUUGGACCGCAUGCUCCCACUAAAGAGGGUCCAGCCACUGCUGAGGGGAAACCUGUGAAUGUAACUUCUGCUUUUACUCCGGGAUCCGAUUCAGGAUCAGUUGACCACUCGCUUCUACGAUCCGAUCCUGGAUCACUUGAACAUGUUUAAUCCGAGUCCGUGUUGCCUUGGCUGAACUGCUACCACUGAUCAAAACAAGAGACCACAAACCUUCUGUGUCAUCCGUAUGUCCAGUGAACCACACAGCUGUUUAUUGCAAAAGAAUUAUGUACAAAAUGUGUAAAACAAGGAAAAUAAAGCCAUUUCACUGAACACAUGAUCAGCUCUACUGCGCAGCUCUGGUGUUUCCACUGGACCAGUUAGAGGUAAAGACUGGCAGCAAAGACGAUGUCCCUCUUGAUCUUUGUGAUUCCUGCACACAGGAACAGCACACGCUUCAGUGUUGGGUCUCACUUUCUCAAUCUGUUCUUUAAAAUCUCAUUUCAUCUUUGUUUUCACUCACAAACUUACAAUUUCCCACAUUGAAGAAUGCAAUGUUGACAUCAUUAGUUCGCCACAGAUCGACAUUGUAACUCCAGUUGCCUGAAAUAAUUCCCUGCCAGCCUCCUCUUCAGCCCAGAUCCACCAUCCUCUCUAGUCCGACACACAAAACAGAACCUGUCUCUCCUCUCCAUCUAUUCAAGUCAUCUGCACCAAGCCUCCACUUUCACACAAGCAGCGACUCUGACAGUCGGUGACCCUGCCUGCACUCUCCUCUUAAACUUCAUCUCAACCUGGCUAACAUAAAUGUGACUGACAUACAUCUACAGUAUGAUGCAUGGAACUUGAGAGAAUCAGAAGCGGAGGAGCUUGUUUACUUAUUUAAGGUUGUUAUUCCUCUCUCUGCCGAUGUUUUCCUUCUUCCUUACUUCCUGUCCUUACAAUUAUGUGCUCGACUAUUAUCCGAGUGGAACAUUUUCACUCAGCUACACAGACUGACUCACAACCUCCCUGUUCCAACUGGACUGGUUCAUUAUAGCGAUAAUGCAAUCCGCUAAUCUGGGCCUGAAUAUGAAUCAAGAUAAUCUGUUUUUGUUUUUAGACAGAUUAUCCUACUUCUCUCAGACGCUGAUAAUUGCAGCGUCAGCCGGGAUCCAACCCCAACACGGCUUGUUUGUCUUCCAGCAUCGAAAAUACACACUGCAGCAUCGGCACUCAAAUAUUUGUCCAGUAAAUAAUGAGGAAAUUGAAUGAGAUCCAGGCGGUUUAUGACAGAAACAUGAAUGUAUGAACUCACCUUCAGCGAACUUGUUCUCCAGCUCAGUGUUGCCGAUGGCUUUGGCUGCCGAGCACAUCUGCCGCAGCACUUCCUCCAGACGCCGCAUGCAGCGGAUGAUGCUGCCUGCAGACGCACGCUGCGGUUAAUGGACCAGUCCCAAGAGUUCACUAGCAGUUCACUUACCAUGGAAGCCGAUCGCAGCUCUCACCAAAAACUUCUGUUAAAUUUGUCGAGCAUUUCGUGGCUUUCAAUUUUAUUUGGUGCAGAAUGGUUACCGUCACCAAGGAAGUUACGGUCAUGCCAGUACUUUCUGUCGGUCUCUCAGCGAGACACCUUAAAGAGUUCGGUUCAGACUUAAGCUGUGUCCCAUCUCUCCCCCUAACACGAGCACUGAACACUAGCACUUGGUUCUGAGUGCCCUCCACUAUGAAGCACCCACCGACGACCAAGUGAAGUGAUUGACGUCCCUAAGAAUUGGGACAACACUUCAUGACGCGUAAAGACACCGUGCCAUUGGCUGCUGUGCUGUGUUUUGUUUCCUGCAUAUCCAGUGUUGGAGACGUUUUGGAAAUGCCAGCUCCAACGUGUUUGCAACCUCUUGCAUCGGUGCUGAUCAUCUCACUUGGUUUGGUGAACCAACCAAGAAGCCGGCUUCAGAGCAGAGCCGACGUUAGCGUUAACGUUAGCCUGGAUGCUAGCCCACUGGUGUUUGUUCAGAAGAAAUAAAAACAUACUGUUGUACAUACAUGUUGUAUUGUUCAUGGUGUCGGACACGGUCGACCAUUUGGGUGACUAACGUGUGAUACCAGAGAAAGUCAACAAAUGGAAGAGCAGUCCUGGCUACUAAAAUGUCCUUGU
Synchiropus splendidus (mandarinfish) is the source of this 4563-nucleotide messenger RNA. It is a transcript of the gene plpp1a, whose product is annotated as phospholipid phosphatase 1a. The record is from RefSeq and is a predicted model, not a curated record. Gene Ontology annotation, biological process: signal transduction; phospholipid metabolic process; phospholipid dephosphorylation. Gene Ontology annotation, molecular function: phosphatidate phosphatase activity. NCBI's taxonomy places the organism in Eukaryota, Metazoa, Chordata, Actinopteri, Syngnathiformes, Callionymidae. The coding region runs from base 1393 to 2310 and encodes 305 amino acids. The transcript has 5 exons.